AUGGUGGACUUAGAAAAGAAUACCAACCACGUUGGUGCAAACACGGCAAACACUUUACGGUUGCGCGACGGCGCGUUACCACCAGCGCCGCUCAGCCUUCUCCACAUGGCCAACACCGAGUCGGGCGACUCAAUCCUCAAUGCCGGACAGGCACUGAGCGGACAGACUACCGCAGGGCGCCGCGAGAGCUUCAGCUCUCAAAACUCGCAGACGGCGAAGGAAUUCAUCGAAUCCCAGAUUCGACUUGAAGCCGAUGCGCGUGAAGUCCUUCCAUAUUCAUUCGACACUUGUACACAAGACUUAGGUCCCCUUCGCCAAUCUCUUUUUGCCUGCCUCACCUGCAACCCCUCCACCUCCGAAGAGUCAUAUACCCCCGCUGCCGUGUGCUACUCCUGCUCUAUCUCCUGCCAUGGUGAACACGAUCUCGUUGAACUAUUCAACAAGCGGAACUUCGUCUGCGACUGUGGAACAACCCGCAUGCCCGCCACCUCCCCAUGCACCCUUCGGAAUGAUCCCAAGACCGGCGCGAAAGGCGUGCACUCAGAACAGCCUCACCAAGGCAACAAAUACAACCACAACUUCCAGAACAAGUUUUGCGGAUGCGGCGAGGACUAUGACCCGCAUAAGGAACGCGGUACGAUGUUUCAAUGUUUGGGUCUGGGCACAGUAGAGACAGGUGGUUGUGGCGAAGACUGGUGGCAUCCGGAAUGCCUGAUCGGAUUGCCGCGCGACUGGUACAAGGAUACCGACAAGCCCAUCACCACCGAACCCUCCUUUACCUCCUCCAACCCAUCCGCACCCAAACACACCCACCUCCCCACAACACCCCCAAGCCGCACCUUCUCCCUCUUCCUGAAAGACGACUUCCGCGACCACUUCUGCCGCUGCCGCGACUGCUACCCACACCUAGCAUCGCAUCCACAACUCCGCGAAGAAGAAGAGACCUAUGAACCGCCCAUGUCCGAAGACGGCGACGGCGACGGCCCCAACGGCGGAGGCAGCACCGGCACGGGCAGUCUUCUCGAUCGGGGCGAAGCAGCGCUGAGCAACAUCGACCGAGUGCGCGCCAUCGAGGGCGCAAUGGUGUACAACCAUCUGCGCGAUAAGGUGAAGGAGUUUCUGAAGCCGUUUGCGGAGACCGGGAAGGCGGUUAGUGCGGAGGAUAUCAAGUCUUAUUUUGAGAAGUUGAGGGGUGAUGAGCAGUCGAUUCGGGAUGCGGCGUCUUCUGCUGCUGGUGGGGGUGGGGGUGACGAUGGUGAUGGUGGGGAUGGAGGUAAUCGGAGAGAACAGAGUGUUGAUGUUACGGGUACAGGAUGGGAUUGGGGUGCUAUCUAUGGGUUGGGGAGGGCGUCACGAUUGGGUCUCUUGCAUUUAGUCUCAAGAUAA
Molecule: messenger RNA, 1386 nt
Organism: Aspergillus niger
Lineage: Eukaryota; Fungi; Ascomycota; Eurotiomycetes; Eurotiales; Aspergillaceae
Exons: 6
Coding region: 1-1386 (461 amino acids)
Cellular component (GO): cytoplasm
Molecular function (GO): ubiquitin protein ligase activity; zinc ion binding
Source: RefSeq, a predicted model, not a curated record